UCUCCUGCUUCCGUUUGCUGCAGAUGUGGCCUUUCCUCCUUCUGGCCUCCGUGGUCCCGCCGUACAACGCUUGGUCUCUUCGUCCCCGGGGUCUGUUGGCAACACGGCCGCUCUGCAGCCACCGCAGCCCCUCCACCCCCAGAUCCGUUUGCCUCUGGGGCAAGACCCCGCCCCCGGAGAGAGGCUCCCGUGCCCCCUCGCUACGCCAGAGGUCCCCGAUUCCCAAAGGGGCUGAACGACGCGGGGCAGCCCGACUGAGGCGCCAGGCCCAGGCGAGUCGGCCUGCCACGCCCUCAGGGCUGGAGGAUGGCCCGUCCUCCUCACAGUACCCCUGGGCCAUCGUCUGGGGCCCCACGAUAUCGGUCGAGGACGGAGGGGAUCCGAAUUCAGCCAACCCGGGCCUCCCGCCGCUGGGUUACACUUUUGUUUCCUCCAGCGGCAUGGCGACGGCGCAACCAAAUUCGCACUCGCUGCUGCAGAACGAAGGGCUUAACUUGCGCCAGACGCCAGCCACGCUUAGGCCCUUCCUCUUUGGGCCCCCAGGAGAAGGGGUGGACCCUCAGCUGUACGUCACCAUCACGAUCUCCGUCAUUAUCGUCCUACUUGCCAUGGCGAUCAUACUCAAAUUCUGCUGGGACCGGAACCAGAAGCGCCGGCGUCACUCGAGCCAGCAAAGCAGACUGCAGCAACAGGGUAGCCAGCAGCCGCUGACGGAUCUGUCGCCCACCGCGGUCAGUAUCUUGGGGUCCUACGGAGACUCGCAGACUCCCCCGCCAGAGAUGACCGAGACCGGGCAGGUCCUGGAAGGCCUGGACAAGCUAGAGGGGAUCGGGAAGACCAGUGCCUUCCAGCUCAACAGGAUCCCACUGGUGAACCUGUAGCGGCACUGGAAGCAGCGGGUCAGGUUCCUUUGCAGGCUGACCAACCGCCAAGAUUGUGGGUGACCCCCAAGAACUGGCAGCCCGUCUUUGGCCCCCAGCAUCCUGCGAGCGUGGUACCGCUGCCCCUGACACAGCAGAAGCAUUGUAGAUCCCUUUGUGUCUUGACCUUCCAUUGCAGACCCAGCCCAACCAAGGUUGCGGUCAGGCGCCUGCCGAGCUGGGCUUCACAGCGGUCCCUUGCUGU
Messenger RNA from Heteronotia binoei (common prickly gecko), 1125 nucleotides. It is a transcript of the gene PIANP, whose product is annotated as PILR alpha associated neural protein. The transcript has 4 exons. The coding region runs from base 24 to 881 and encodes 285 amino acids. The record is from RefSeq and is a predicted model, not a curated record. NCBI's taxonomy places the organism in Eukaryota, Metazoa, Chordata, Lepidosauria, Squamata, Gekkonidae. Gene Ontology annotation, biological process: regulation of immune response. Gene Ontology annotation, cellular component: membrane.